This is a messenger RNA of Lingula anatina, 3104 nucleotides long. RefSeq names its product nuclear receptor subfamily 2 group E member 1. Gene Ontology annotation, molecular function: sequence-specific DNA binding; DNA-binding transcription factor activity; zinc ion binding. NCBI's taxonomy places the organism in Eukaryota, Metazoa, Brachiopoda, Lingulata, Lingulida, Lingulidae. Gene Ontology annotation, biological process: regulation of DNA-templated transcription. The record is from RefSeq and is a predicted model, not a curated record.
AUUGGACGGGGCCCGAGUCGAGGAUAGUUAAUGGAAAGAAGAGCUGAGACCCCCGGCAGUGUGUUGUAAACUGUUUGUUGGAGGGUUACAAGAAGCGAUCACAUCGCCUCUUCUCGCUGCUGGCUUUUUCUUUCACCUGACCGCGCGCUGAAGGCAGACGAUCACUGGCUACCGUGGCAGACGACACAAAACCACGCAGACGACCCUUGCACAGCGCUGGACAUUAGUUACACAUUCCGCUUGCAGUAAUUGCUGUUAACAUGAGCUUUGAUUUUGACUGGAAAAACAGAAUAUCAGAGAUAAUCGUGUAAUUGAAACGCUGAAAUUCAACAAUAGCGUCUCUAUUUGCAUUUGCGUAUUUGAGAAAAGUCCAAUCUUAUCACUUAAAGAGGUCACUGAGAAUACAUAAAUCACGGGAACGAAACGAGCAACCUCCAGUAAAAAUGGAGAGCCUCCAUCGAAAGCCCGAAGUCUUAUGCUUGGUUUGCGGGGACAAGGCUUCAGGCAAGCACUACGGGGUACAAAGUUGUGACGGUUGUCGAGGCUUCUUUAAACGCAGUAUCAGACGCAACCUGGAGUACGUAUGUAAGGAGAACGGGAACUGUGUUGUAGACGUGGCCAGGAGAAACCAGUGCCAAGCCUGCCGUUUUAGAAAAUGUUUGGAAGUUAAAAUGAACAAAGAUGCUGUUCAGCACGAGCGAGCCCCCAGAUGCUACCAAUAUAAACGCGACAGUCCAGACAUAAUGAAGUCCGCAGACGACAGUCCCUUCCCGCCAUCCGCCUUCCUGGACAGAACGCGAUUUGAGUAUACACAGUUUCAUCAGUACAGUCCCCCCAUUGGCCUCACGCCAGACUUCGGUUACCAUGGCUCCCAACUUUAUCAACCGUCAGCGUUAAACAUGAUCUCUGACAUUAAAAGGACAUCAUCAGUGGUCAGUUUGCCCAAGGAGAACGCUCAACUGGACAAGUCCAGUUCGGCAUCUUCAGCUUCACAGAGGAACGAACAAGAGUUAAGCGUUGAAAAGAAAGAGAGGAUGGCGAAAAAUGACGAAGACAGCCGCCCAUGUUCAACUGUUUCGUCACGUUCGGGUGAUCUGAAUGACGACAGAAAAAGUGCAGAACCAAAACAAGAGAAGAAGUCCAGUUUGUCAGUUUCUCCUUCCAUCUCAUCUCCGCCCACACACCUUACAGUGCCAUCUUCACACGUCACAUCUUCUGCGGACCACGUCACCAGUUUGCGUGCACACGUCACAGCCACGGCCCCGUCAUUUCUCACCCACCCUAUUCAGUUUCCGUCCCUGCCAAUAUUAGAACAGAACAUGUAUAUGACUGCUGCCGCUGAAAAUAUCUACGAAGCUGCGGCAAGACUGUUGUUUAUGUCGGUGAAAUGGGCCAGAAAUAUUCCGUCCUUUCUCCAGUUGCCGUUCAGAGAUCAAGCAAUCCUGCUGGAAGAGUCUUGGAGUGAGCUCUUCAUUCUCAGCGCUGCCCAGUGGUCAAUGCCCAUUGAUAUAGGCACUUUGUUAGGAACAAACAGCCUAGACACACGGCAAGUGGACAAGUCGUCUCUGAUAUUACAAGUACGGGCACUGCAAGAUAUUCUGACACGGUUCAGUCAGCUGCGGGUGGAUUCCACAGAGUACGCCUAUCUGAAAGCAUUGGUUCUGUUCAAAUCUGAGGUGCGCGGACUACGAGACUCUCUCCAAGUGGAGGCACUGCAAGACCAGGCGCAGCUGAUGCUUCAAGACUACUGCCUCACCCAGCAACCAGGGAGCAAGGUGCGCUUCGGGAAAGUGUUGUUACUGAUGCCCGCCGUACGCACGGUCAGCCCACGAACCAUAGAGGAUUUGUUCUUCCGCCGAACGAUCGGGAGUAUCCCCAUAGAGCGAUUGUUGUGUGACAUGUUCAAGUCAAGCUAGGUUCCUGGAUUAAAUGUCACAGCGAUGGCGCUGAGGGAAGCGACAAGAUGCAGUACUGUGAGCGCUUUGAUGUUGGAAUUAGACCCUUGACAAGAUGGUGGUUUUGACAGAGCUGCAUUCACUGCAACAAGACAAAGUUAUGUCAUUGGUUUAUGUUUAUUUUUGUCCCAGUUUUGAUUCCUAGUCACAGAACAUUAUGGACAUAAUAAUGAAGUGAUUUUGGAAAGUUUGCGCAAAACCUUUAUUUCUUUAUGUGAUACGUUGUCAUCAUAUGGCCAUAUUUUUGCACAUCUACCGCUGCUGAGACACCAGAACUUUGUCAUGUUGAAAACCCUAGAUCAAAUCCAGGACAAUUUGUUGAGAUUUUCCAUUAUUAAUGUGAACUUUGAAUAAUGCCGUCCUCAUAUUUUUCAAGAAGUUUAAUACGCAUCAUUAUAUGACCAUACCUUAAAUGAAUUGUUGUCCCUAUAAUGCCAAUAUGGCAGACUUAGCGGCAGGGUCGAUUUGAUGAAAAUGGUAUAUGACUUAAUGUUCAGCAUAAUGAAUAAGUCGUUGUUAAUGGCAACUUAAUGUGAAUUUUGUCUAAAUGUGAAAAUAAUAUGAAUUAUUUCAUAAUGUGUUCGAAAAAUCCGAAUGCAAUUCCUAAAUCUGAAACGUAAAAUUGGACAUUUUGAUCGGUAUUGGGGAAACGUUGUGAAAUUCAAAAUUAGCUUAAAGUGUCGUGUUGGACCCAUAUCACUUUGAAGUUUUUUGAAUGUACAAGAAUCUGAACGAUGAUCAGUAUUAUUGUAAUAUUUAUUUCUGUUGGUGCCGUAGGUUUGGUGAUAUAUAUGUAUAUAUAAAGAACAAUGUCAAUUUAUAAUUAUUUGCAGUCUUUUCUUUUUUAAUUCUCUGAAAAGGCAAGUUUGUUCCCCCUUUUUUGCUUAUGACAGGAGCUAGCAAGACGCCAGCAGAAAGCCACGUUCCAUGUUGUUGUGUCGUAUAGACUUAAAGCAAACAAUUAUACCUUUCAUAUUCUGUCAUACUCUGUCAUAUUUGGAUUUAAAUUAGAGUACUAGCGGCUACCCAAACUCAGUGAAAAAACGCAGCUAAUAUUCAGUAAGUAAUCAGUGCUUUCAGUAUAUAACUGAAAAAAGAAAAAAUAUAAAAGUACAAAUAUUAGCUUAUUAGAUUCAAGCCAACAUUACC